Molecule: messenger RNA, 17596 nt
Organism: Rattus norvegicus (Norway rat)
Lineage: Eukaryota; Metazoa; Chordata; Mammalia; Rodentia; Muridae
Source: RefSeq, a predicted model, not a curated record
GGUGUGGGACUUCCGGUAAACAGAGAACGUGCCUGGUCCUAGAGAAAUUCUGCUUCUGUGUGUCCCAAGCUCACCCGGCAGCUUUCUUGCAGCAGAAAAUUUGGUCUUACCUGUGGUCCCGAGGCUCAGGUUCGCUCGUGGGGUGCUGCCCAGGGGCUCUCUGCAGCGGCAGCAACCAGGAAGACCUGUGCCACCCCUUCCGGGAGCUUCAGUGCACCAGGGUUCCAGAUGGUCUUUGGCUUUUUCCUCUGGCGUCCGAGAUGUGUGUGCAGGGAGCAGUCUCUUCUGGUUUCCCAGGCUUGUCUGCCUCUCUGAAGGUUUAGCUCUCCCUCCCACGGGAUUUGGGUGCAGAGAACUGUUUAUCCGGUCUGUUUCUCCAGUUGUAUUUUUAUGGUAGGCUCCAUGCAUUGAUAAAAAGUCAACGGCUAAAGAUAGAAACUCAGAGGAAACAUAUUGAACCAAACAAAUCCCUUACAACACACAAUAGAACAAUUCCAAAAUAUUGUACACACGUUUGUAACAUAUUUAACAAACCUAUUUUUAUAAUGUAUCUGUAGACCUACUGACACUUUAUCAGAACUUGCUACAGCAAGGGAGACCAGUCAGAGUCGUUUGAAUUUCUCUAAAUCCUUAAAAAUAGACAGAAGUAGUUGGAAAGCUGGUUGAGUGUGAGGAAGAAAAGGAAAGGCUUAGAAUUCCUCUCACUGGGUAGGAAUCUGCUGAUAGGUUUGGUUAAUUGAGAAAAUUUACAUGAUUGUUUAGGUUGCACUUUUUGUUCUUUUUGGAGUGAUAGGGUGAGAAUCAGUACUGCACGUUCGAAGUUGUGCAUUAUUAGUGGUAUCCAGAAUACCAGGGAUCAUUUUUUGAAGUUAUUGCUUGUCUUUCUAGGCAUAACUUAUAUACUGUCAUCUUUUUUGCUUUCUUCUUGAUCGGUCUGUCCUUUUUGUUUUUUCUUUUUUCUUUUCUUUCUUUCUUUUUUUUUUGAUUCCUUUGUAUAGAUAAUAAGUAGAUUGUUAUUCAGACUCCUUUUAAUAUUUGGCCUAUCAAUUUAUAUUCACAUAGACAUUUUUAUCUGCCCUUUGGUUAUUUGUUGGUUCAUAGAGACAGGACAAUUGAAAAUAAACACUGUAUUUCACUGUAUAAUCAAACUCAGAGGAAAAAGAAAUCACAUGAUUGUCUCAUUAGAAGCUGAAAAAGCUUUUGACAAAAUCCGACCAUCUUCAUUUUAAAAGCCUUGGAGAGAUCAGAAAUUUAUGGCAUAUACCUAAACAUAAUACAAGCAAUACACAGAAAACCACCAGCCAACAUAAAAUUAAAUGGAGAGAAACUUUAAGCAAUCCCACUAAAAUCAGGGGCAAGACAGGGCUCCCUGUCUAUUUAUUAUAGUACUUGAAGUUCUAGCUAGAGUGAUAAGACAAGGAAAAUAAGAUCAAAGAGAUUAAAAUUUGAAAGGAAGAAGUCAAGGUACCAGUAUUUGCAAAUGAUAUGAUAGUAUAUAAUAAUGACCCCCAAAUUCUAUCAGAGAACUCUUAAAGGUGAUAACUUCAGCAAAGUGGCUAGACAUAAAGAAAUCUGAAAUCUUCCUUUAUGCAAACAAUAAACAGUCUGAUGCAUAGUAUCUGGGUGUAACUCUAAACCAAGCAAGUGAAAGAUAUGUAGGACAAGAACUUCAGUCCCCAGAUAGAAAUUAAAGAUCUUAGAAAUUGGAAAGAUCUCCCAUGCUCAUGGAUAUGUAGUAAUCCUACAGAAUGAAAAUGCCUAUCUUACUAAAUUCAAUCUAAAUUUUUGAUGCAAUUUCUAUCAAAAUUCCAACACAGUUUUUAGAGCCCUUGAAAGACCAAUUCUCAACUUCAUAUGGGAAAAAAACCCCAAAUAGCAAAAAAUUCUGAACAAUAAAAGACCUUCUGAGGCAAAUCACCAUCAAUGACCUCAAGUUGUAUUACAGAACAAUAGGAUAUAAUCUGCAUGAUAUUGGUACAGAGACAGAGAGGUCUAUCAGUGGAACAGAAUUGAAGAACCAGAAAUAAAUCUACAUACCUUUGGAUACUUGAUCUUUGACAAGGAAGCCAAAUCCAUACAGUAAAAAAAAAAAAAAAAAAAAAAAAAAGAAAGAAAGAAAGAAAGGUGCAUCUUCAACAAAUAGUGCUGAUUUGACUCUCAGUCUGCAUGUAGAAGAAUGUAAGUUGUUCCAUAUUUAUCAUGCUGCCCAAAGCUCAAGUCCAAGUGGAUCAGAGACUUCAAUAUAAGACCAGAAAAACUGAAUCUAAUAGAGAAGACAGUGGGAAAUGGUCUAGGAUGCAUUAGCACAGGGGAAAUUUUCCUGAACAGAGCACUAACAGCUCAGGCUCUAAGAUCAGUAACUGAUAAAUGAGUCCUCUUGAAACUGAAGAUCUUCUGUAAGUCAAUAGUACAAAACAGCAACCUACAGAUUGAUAAACAUUCUUCACUAAGCCUAUAUUUGACAGAGGGUUAACAUACCAAAUAUAUAAAAAACUCAAAAUGUUAGAGUCCAAAAACUCGAAUAACCCAAUUAAAAAAUGAGGCACAGUGCUAAACAGAGAAUUCUCCUUAGAGGGAUCUUAAAUGACUGUGAACCACUUAAAGAAGUGUCAUCACGGAAAGGCAAAUCAAAAAUGACCAUGAAAUUCUACCUUACAUACCAAUCAGAAUGGAUAAGAUCAAAACUCAACUGACAGCACUUACUGGGGAGGAUGCAGAAAAAAGGCACACUCUUCCAUUGCUGGUAGAAGUGCAAACUUUUAAAAUCAUUUUGGAAAUUAAUCUGGCAGUUGCUCAGAAUACUGGAAAUAGUUCUACCCAGAGAUAGCAAAGAUACCACUUGUCUUACCUAGGGUUUUACUGCUGUGAACAGACAACCUGAUUAAAGCAAGUCAUAUAAGAACAGACUUUAAUUAGGACUUGCUUACAGGGGCUGGGGUUAAAUCCAUUAUCAUAAAGGCAGGAGCACGGCCGCAUCUAGGCAGGCAUUGUGCAUGAUGCAGGAGGAGCUGAGUGUUCUAAACCUUCAUCUGAGUAUUUCUGGGAGAAGAUUGGCUUCCAAGCAAUUAGGAAGAAGGUCUUAAAGACCACACUCACAGUGAUACCAUCUUCUCUAACAAAACCACACCUGCUAAUAGUGCCACUCCUAGGACCAAGCAUAUACAAACCAUCCACCACUCCUCUGCAUAUAAACAAAGGAUGCUUCCAUACCACAAGCAACUUUAUUUGUAAUAGCCAGAACAAGGAAGGAACCCAGAUAUCCCUCAAUUGAAGAAUGGAUACAGAAAUUGUUUUUCAUUUGCAGAAUGGAAUUCUAUUCAGGUAUUAAAAACAAGGAUACCAUGAAUUUUGUAGGCAAUGUAUUGGCCUGGAAAUAUCCUGAGUGAAGUAACCCAGUCCCAAAAGGAUAUGCAUGGUAUGCACUCCCUGAUAAGUGGAUAUUCUCCAAAAAUACAAAAUACCCAUGAUAUACCCCCACAGGAUCUAAGAAGUUAAACAAGAAUGAAGGCCCAGUGUGAAGAUGGAACCUUAAAAGACUAUCUCCAGGAAAUAGGACUCUUCUGGUCUCUAUCUGCUUUCAGACCUAAGGCUGUCCCACAGCCCUUCAGACCAAAACAUGCCCAGAGAGAACUGGUCUCUCAGGAGCGCACUCACUCCUAAGCCCACAGCUCUGCUGAAAUGAAGAGAGAAAAGAAGGAAGAAAGAUAAAGAAAGAAAGAGGUCAAGGUAGGGAAGGGACCUCUAGUAUUGAUUAAGAAGUGGGUACUUGAAUAGGUUUUUGGAUGAUAUUGGGAUAUUUUAACUCUGGGCAGAGUAUACUCUCUCCAAUCCUUCCUAAGCUACAAACCCUGCACCUCCCAUGAGCUGCUACUGAGUUUCUCUUACCACUGAUACCACAUCAUUUUCUUCUUUCCUUUCUUCAGUUAGCUUCUGUCUCUUAACUCUGUCUUUUCCUUCAUUUAACUCUCAAUAUUUCUUCCUGUGUCUCUCUUUUCCUAAUUUUUAGUUUUUAAAAGGAUGAUUUAUUUGGAUUCUUCAUUUUUCUUUACUGAUGGUAGUAAGGGUCAUAAUUCUUGCCUUGCAAUGGCUCGAUACACUAUGAUUCACACCUCCAGCUUAUACAAAAUUGCUUCAAGUACUUUUAUUGAUUUCAAUCCUCAUAUCCACCAAUUUAUUUACUUCUGGAAGCACUGCAUUCUGUUUUAUUUCUAAAUAAUUAGAUUAUAGUAGUAGGCAGAAUCUAAUACUAGUACUAGUAAAUUAAAUGUUUUUUAUCAAUGGUAGAAUUAUAGUGUGGAUUUUCCACUAGACAAAUAAAUUUUAUGGGUGUUUGAAGAUUAAGAAAUAAAAAUUGAGUAAAUUACAACUAAGUGGUAAAUACAUGUUAGAGGAACAUUAACUAUUCUAAAAUAGGACAGAUAUUUUUCUGAUUAUAUUUUUGUGUUUCAGUAAAUAUACCCCAUAUUUGUUUGUUAUAUGGUUCCAGCUCAUGUGUUAUCUACAAAAACACUCACACAGUGGCCUUCAAAUUUGAUGUCUGUCCACAUAGGCCUUUCUAUAUCUGAAGAAUAGACACAGGUAUAUUUGACUUUUCCUGUUCUUAUUGUCAUUGCCAAUGUCCAGAGUUUCACAAGCUAUCAUAUAUCUGCCUGAUGUCAGUGAUUGCUGUUAAUAUAUGAAACCCAAAUCAAAGCAACAAAACAGAGCACUACCGCAUUAUACACUUAUCUAACAUACUUACAAUUCUUCCUUAUAGACAGAAAGCAAACUCAUUAUUGUGGCUCUAAAUUUGAUAUCACUAAGCUAAGAACCCAUGACAGUUAUGACUUUAGUUGAUUGCCAUCACUGUAGCUCUAUACCAUACAACAUAACCUGAACUUCUCAUAUAUUAACCACAAUCCCAUUGAUUUAAGAUUAGAACUAAUAUCAAACUCCAAACAUUCAUCAUGUUGACCACUGGAACUAUAGAGUUAAGUAAUGUGAAAAAUGAUUGUAAUGUACUACAGCUAAUCACUAUAUUUCAUCACAAACUCAAAUCUAAGUGCCCAUGAAUCAUUUUCUCCUUGCAUCCCUGCCAAUCAUCAUUCUAGUGCCUUUUAAAUUUUCAUUACAUAAUUAAUAUAUUGUUGGGAAUGGCAUGUCCAUCAUAUACAGAAUACAUGUGUAGAGAUGAGAAAAUAUGUUUUGGUAGAUGGGCAUCCCAACAUAUGGGAUAUAUAUGUACAAAUCAUGAACCCAUUUCUCAUUUCCUUUACAUUUUAGGCAUUUUUAAAUUUAGUUUUAAAUAUUCCUUUUAGAGUAGAGAGAUGAUUCAGUGAUUAAGAGUGCAUAUUUCUAUAACUUUUGAAUAUGAGUUCAUUUCCUAGUUCCUACCAGUGGUUCACAGUUAUCUACAAAUAUAGCUAUAGGACAUCUCAUCUCAAGCCUCUGGUCUCUGCUGACACUUCCCAACACACAGACCAUUAAAAACAAGACAAAUCUUAAAAGAAAAUACUAUUUAAGUAUUCUGAACACUUAAUCGCCCAUUGUUAAUAUGAUUCUCAAAUGUUUUCUGUUUCUUUUGAGAUUUGAAUCCAGCUUCAUGUGAACUUCAGAAGUAAUGGCUUUAAAAAUUCUUUUCUUGGAAAUUGACCCCAAAUCAUUGUUUUCUUUUUUGAGGAUGGGAUUCUCUGCGUAUAGCAGUGAUUGCCCUGGAAUUGCCUUUAUAGAUCAGAAUAGUCUUAGAUUCAUAUAUCUGCCUGCUUCUGUGUUUUAAGUCCUAGGAUUAAAAUGUGUACCACCAUGCCCAUUUGGAAGGUUUAAACUUUUGAAAACGUAUCCUAACAUUUUAUUGUAAUAUAAAGAGAGAAAUAUCUAAUUCUAUAAUGAAAAAUAUUAAAUAGUCUGUAUCAGUGAGAGAGCUAUACAAAUACAGUAAAAUGAUGUAUGUUUAAUUCAAGUUAACUUCAUGAAACACUGGAUAUUUAAUAUGCUUCCAAAUUUCUUGACUGUAAUAAAUUAAUUUAUCUUUUUUUCCAUCUUUAUUAAAAUAGGUAUUAUUUACAUUUCGAUUAUUAUUCCCUUUCCAGGUUUCCGGGCCAAUAUCCCGCUAACCGUUCCACCUCCCCUUCUCUAUGGGUGUUCCUCUCCCAAUCCUCCCUCCAUUACCACCCUCCCCCAAACAAUCCCGUUCACUGGGGGUUCAGUCUUGACAGGACCAAGGGCUUCCUUUCCACUAGUGCUCUUACUGGGCUAUUCAUUGCUACCUAUGAGGUUGGAGCCCAAGGUCAGUCCAUGUAUGGUCUUUGGGUAGUGGCUUAGUCCCUCGAAGCUCUGGUUGCUUGGCAUUGUUGUUCAUAUGGGGUCUCAACCCCUUCAAACUCUUUCGGUCCUUUCUAAGAUUCCUUCAACGAGGGUCCCGUUCUCAGUUCAGUGGUUUAAUGAUGGCAUUCGCCUAUGUAUUUGCUGUAUUCUGGCUGUGUCUCUCAGGAGAGAUCUACAUCCGAAUCCUGUCGGCCUGCACGUCUUUGCUUCAUCCAUCUUAUCUAGUUUGGUGGCUGUAUAUGUAUGGGCCACAUGUGGGGCAGGCUCUGAAUGGGUGUUCCUUCUGCCUCUGUUCUAAACUUUGCCUCACUAUUCCCUCCCAAGGGUAUUCUUGUUCCACUUUUAAAGAAGGAAUGAGGCAUUCCCAUUUUGGACACCCUUCUUGGUUUCAUGUGUUCUGUGCAUCUAGGGUAAUUCGAGCAUUUGGGCUAAUAUCCACUUAUCAAUGAGUACAGAACAUGUGCGUUAUACUGUGAUUGGGUUACCUCACUCAGGAUGAUAGUUUCCAGUUCCAUCCAUUUGCCUAUGAAUUUCAUAAAGUCAUUGUUUUUGAGAGCUGAGUAGUAUUCCAUUAUAUAGAUGUACAACAUUUUCUAUACCCAUUCCUCUGUUGAAGGGCAUCUGGGUUCUUUCCAGCUUCUGGCUAUUAUAAAUAAGACUACUAUAAACAUAGUGGAGCAUGUGUCCUUGUUAUAUGUUGGGGCAUCUUUUGGGUAUAUGCCCAAGAGAGGUAUAGCUGGGUCCUCAGGUAGUUCACUGUCCAAUUUUCUGAGGAACCUACAGACUGAUUUCCAGAAUGGUUGUACCAGUCUGCAAUCCCACCAACAAUGGAGGAGUUUUCCUCCUUCUCCACAUCCUUGCAAGCAUUUGCUGUCACCUGAGUUUUUGAACUUAGCCAUUCUCACUGGUGUGAGGUGAAAUCUCAGGGUUGUUUUGAUUUGCAUUUCCCUUAUGACUAAAGAUGUUGAACAUUUCUUUAGGUGUUCCUCAGCCAUUUGGCAUUCCUCAGCUGUUAAUUUUUGUUCAGCUCUGAACCCUUUUUUAAUGGGGUUAUUUGUCUCCCUGCAGUCUAACUUCUUGAGUCCUUUAUAUAUUUUGGAUAUAAGCCCUCUAUCAAUUGUAGGAUUGGUAAAGAUCUUUUCCCAAUCUUUUGGUUGCCGUUUUGUCUUAACAACCGUGUCCUUGACUUUACAGAAGAUUUGCAGUUUUAUGAGAUCCCAUUUCUGCAUUUUUGAUCUUAGAUCAUAAGCCAUGGGUGUUUUGUACAGGAAAUUUCCUUCAGUGCCCAUGUGUUCGAGAUUCUUCCCCACUUUUUCUUCAAUUAGUUUGAAUGUAUCUGGUUUGAUAUGGAGGUCCUUGAUCCACUUGGACUUGAGCUUUGUACAGGGUGAUAAGCAUGGAUAGAUCUGCAUUCUUCUAAAUGCUGACCUCCAGUUGAACCAGCACCAUUUACUGAAAAUGCUAUCUUUUUCAAAUUGGAUUGUUUGGGCACUUUUGUCAAAAAUCAAGUGACCAUAGGUGUGUGGAUUCAUUUCUGGGUCUUCAAUUCUAUUCCACUGGUCUAUCUGUCUGUCUCUGUACCAAUACCAUGCAGUUUUUAUCACUAUUGCUCUGUAAUACUGCUUGAGUUCAGGGAUAGUGAUUCCCCCUGAAGUCCUUUUAUUGUUGAGGAUAGUUUUAGCUAUCCUGGGUUUUUUAUUAUUCCACUUGAAUUUGCAAUUUUUUCUGUCUAACUCUUUGAAGAAUUGGAUUGGUAUUUUGAUGGGUAUUGCAUUGAAUCUAUAAAUGGCUUUUGGUAAAAUGGCCAUUUUUACUAUGUUCAUCUUGCCAAUCCAGGAGCAUGGGAGAUAUUUCCAUCGUCUAAGGUCUUCUUCAAUUUCUUUCUUCAGUGGUUUGAAGUUCUUAUCUUCCAGAUCUUUCACUUGCUUGGUUAAAGUCACACCGAGGUAUUUUAUAUUAUUUGGGAGUAUUAUGAAGGGUGCCGUUGCCUUAAUUUCUUUCUCAGCUUGUUUCUCUUUUGUGUAGAGGAAGGCUACUGAUUCAUUUGAGUUAAUUUUAUACCCAGCCACUUUGCUGAAGGUGUUUAUCAGCUUUAGUAUUUCUCUCUUGGAACUUUUGGGAUCACUGAAAUAUACUAUCACAUCAUCUGCAAGUAGUGAUAUUUUGACUUCUAUUCCAAUCUGUAUCCCUUUGAUCUCCAUUUGUUGUCUGAUUGCUGUGGCUAGAAUUUAAGAACUAUAUUGAAUAAGUAGGGAGAGAGUGGGCAGCCUUGUCUAGUCCCUGACUUCAGUGGGAAUGUUUCAACUUUCUCUCCAGUUAGUGUAAUAAUAGCUACUGGUUUGCUGUAUAUGGCUUUUACUAUGUUUAGGUAUGGGCCUUGAAUUCCGGUUCUUUCCAGGACUUUUAUCAUGAACGGGUGUUAAAUUUUGUCAAAUGCUUUCUCAGCAUCUAAUGAAAUGAUCAUGUGAUUUUUAUCUUUCAGUUUGUUUAUAUAGUGGAUUACUUUGAAAGUUUUCCAUAUAUUAAACCAUUCCUGCAUGCCUGGGAUGAAGCCUACUUGAUCAUGAUGGAUGAUUGUUAUGAUGUGCUCUUGAAUUCGGUUUGCAAGAAUAUUUUUCCAUUUUUAUUAACUUGAGUAUUUCUUAUUUACAUUUGAAUUGUUAUUUCCCUUCCUAGUUUCUGGGCCAACAUCCCCCAACCCCUCCACUUCCCCUUUUCUAUGCGUGUUCCCCUCCCAGUCUUCCCCCCAUUACUGCCCUCCCCCCAACAAUCACAUUCACUGGGGGUUCAGUCUUGACAGGACGAAGGGCUUCCUUUCCACUAGUGCUCUUACUGGGCUAUUCAUUGCUAUGUAUGUAGUUGGAGUCCAAGGUCAGUCCAUAUAUAGUCUUUGGUUAGUGGCUUAGUCCCUUGAAGCUCUGGUUGGUUGGCAUUGUUAUUCAUAUGGGGUCACAAGCCCCUUAAGCUCUUUCAGUCCUUUCUAAGAUUCCUUCAACGAGGGUCCCGUUCUCAGUUUAGUGGUUUAAUGAUGGCAUUUGCCUAUGUAUUUGAUAUAUUCUGGCUGUGUCUCUCAGGAGAGAUCUACAUCCGAAUCCUGUCAGCCUGCAUGUCUUUGCUUCAUCCAUCUUAUCUAGUUUGGUGGCUGUAUAUGUGUAGGUCACAUGUGGGGCAGGCUCUGAAUGGGUGUUCGUUCCUCCUCUGUUCUAAACUUUGCCUCACUAUUCCCUCCCAAGGGUAUUCUUGUUCCCCUUUUAAAGGAGGAGUGAAACAUUCGCAAUUUGUUAAUCCUUCUUGAGUUUCAUGUGUUCUGUGCAUCUAGGGUAUUUCGAGCAUUUGGGCUAUUAUCCACUUAUCAAUGAGUACAUACCACGUGUGUUUUUCUGUGAUUGGGUUACCUCACUCAGGAUGAUAUUUUCCAGUUCCAUCCAUUUGUCUAUGAAUUUCAUAAAGUCAUUGUUUUUGAUAGCUGAGUAAUAUUCCACUGUGUACAUGUACCACAAUGUCUGUAUCCAUUCCUCUGUUGAAAGUCAUCUGGGUUCUUUCCAGGUUCUGGCUAUUAUAAAUAAGGCUGCUACGAACAUAGUGGAGCAUGUGUCUUUGUUAUAUGUUGGGGCAUCUUUUGGGUAUAUUCCCAAGAGAGGCAUAGCUGGGUCCUCAGGCAGUUCAAUGUCCAAUUUUCUGAGAAACCUCCAGACUGAUUUCCAGAAUGGUUGUCCCAGUCUGUAAUCCCACCAACAAUUGAGGAGUCUUCCUCUUUCUCCACAUCCUUGCCAGCAUUGGUUUACAAGAAAUUUAUUGAGUAUUUUUGCAUCUAUAUUCAUAAGGGAAAUUGGUCUGAAGUUCUCUUUCUUUGUUGGGUCUUUGUGUGGUUUAGGUAUAAGAAUAAUUUUGGCUUCUUAGAAGGAAUUUGGUAGUGCUCCAUCUGUUUCAAGUUUGUGGAAUAGUUUGGAUAGUAUUGGUAUGAGGUCUUGUAUGAAGGUCUGAUAUAAUUCAGCACUGACCGCAUCUGGACCUGGGCUCUUUUUAAUUGGGAGACCUUUAAUGAAUGCUUCUAUUUCUUUAGGACUUAUCGGGCUGUUUGAAUGGUUUAUCAAUACCUGAUUUAACUUUGGUACCUGGUAUCUGACUAGGAAACUGUCCAUUUCCUCGAUAUAUUCAAGUAUUGUUGAAUAUAGGCUUUUGUAGUAGGAUCUGAUGAUUUUUUGAAUUUCCUCUGAUUCUGUAAUUUUGUCUCCCUUUUCAUUUCUGAUUUUUUUAACUUGGACACAUUCUCUGUGUCUGCUCCUUUGUCUCGCUAAGGAUUUAUCUAUCUUGUUGAUUUUAUCAAAGAACUAGCUUUUGGUUUUGCUGAUUCUUUGUAUCGUCCUUUUUGCUUCUACUUGGUUGAUUUCAGCUCUGAGUUUCAUUAUUUCCUGCCUUCUACUCCUCUUGAGUGUAUUUGCUUCUUUUUGUUCUAGAGCUUUUAGGUGUGCUGUCAAGCUGCUGAUAUAUGUUCUCUCCUGUUUCAUUCUGCAGGCACUCAGAGCUAUGAUAUUUCCUCUUAGCACAGCUUUCACUGUGUCCCAUAAAUUUCGGUACGUUGUACCUUCAUUUUCAUUAAAUUCUAAGAAGACUUUAAUUUCUUCCUUUAUUUCUUCCUUAACCAGGUUAUCAUUGAGUAGAGCAUUGUUCAACUUAUAUGUAUAUUUGGGCAUUCUUCCCUUAUUGUUAUUGAAGACCAGCUUUAGCCUGUGGUUGUCUGAUAGGAUGCAUGGAAUUAUUUCUAUCUUUCUGUAUCUAUUGAAGCCUGUUUUAUGACCAAUUCUCUGGUCAAUUUUGGAGAAAGUACCAUGAGGUGGUGAGAAGAAUGUAUAUCCUUUUGUUUUAGGAUAGACUGUUCUAUAAAUAUCUGUGAAGUCUAUUUGGAUCAUGACUUCUCUUAGUAUGUCUAUUUUCUGUUUAAAUUCUGUUUCCAUGAUCUCUCCAUUGCUGAGAGUGGGGUGUUGAAAUCUCCUACUAUUAUUGUGUGAGAUGCAAUGUGUGUUUUGAGCUUUAGUAAGGUUUCUUUUAUGUAUGUAGGUGCCCUUGUAUUUGGAGCAUAGAUAUUUAGGAUUGAGGGUUCAUCUUGGUGGAUUUUUCCUUUCAUGUAUAUGAAGUGUCCUUCCUUAUCUUUUUUGAUGACUUUUGUUUGAAAAUCGAUUUUAUUCGAUAUUAUAAUGGCUACUGCAGCGUCCUUCUUCAGACCAUUUGCUUGGAAAGUUGUUUUCUUGCCUUUCAUUCUGAGGUAGUGUCUUUCUUUGUCUCUGAGGUGUGUUUCCUGUAGGCAGCAGAUUGCAAGGUCCUCAUUGCAUGCCCUCUUUGUUGAUAUGUUAAUAUGUCUUUUUAUUGGGGAGUUGAGUCCAUUGAUGUUGAGAGAUAUUAAGGAAUAGUGAUCCUUGCUUCCUGUUAUAUUCGUUUUUGGAUGUGAGAUUAUGUUUGUGUGCUUUUCUUCUCUUUGUUUUGUUGCCAAGACGAUUAGUUUCUGGCUUUUUCUAGGGUGUAGCUUGGCUACUUAUGUUGAGCUUUACCAUUUAUUAUCCUUUGUAGGGCUGGAUUUGUAGAAAGAUAUUGUGUAAAUUUGGUUUUGUCAUGGAAUAUCUUGGUUUCUCCAUCUAUGUUAUUUGAGAGUUUUUCUGGAUACAGUAACUUGGGUUAGCAUUUUGGUUCUUGUAGGGUCUGUAUGACAUCUGUCCAGGAUCUUCUGGCUUUCAUAGUCUCUGGCGAGAAGUCUGUGUGAUUCUGAUAGGUCUGCCUUUAUAUGUUACUUAACCUUUUUUCCUUACUACUUUUAAUAUUCUUUCUUUGUUUUGUGCGUUUUGUGUUUUGACUAUUAUGUGAAGGGAGGAGUUUCUUUUCUGGUCCAAUCUAUUUGGAGUUCUGUAGGCUUCUUGUAUGUUUAUGGGCAUCUCUUUCUUUAGGUUAGGGAAGUUUUCUUUUAUGAUUUUGUUGAAGAUAUUUACUGGUCCUUUGAGCUGGUAGUCUUCACUCUCUUCCAAACCUAUUGUCCUUAGGUUUGAUCUUCUCAUUGAGUCCUGGAUUUCUUGUAUGUUUUGGACCAGUAGCCUUUUCCGUUUUACAUUAUCUUUGACCAUUGUGUCAAUGAUUUCUAUGGACUCUUCUGCUCCUGAGAUUUUCUCUUCUAUCUCUUGUAUUCUGUUGGUGAUGAUUGUGUAUCUACGGCUCCUUGUCUCUUCCUUUGGUUUUCUAUAUCCAGGGUUGUCUCCCUUUGUGCUUUCUUUAUUGCUUCUAUUUGCAUUUUUAAGUACUUUACCUGUUUGUUUUCCUGGAAUUCUUUCAGGGAUUUUUGUGAUUCCUCUCUAUAGGGUUCUACUUGUUUAUUUAUGUUUUCCUGCAUUUCUCCAAGGGAGUUCAUUAUGUCUUUCUUGAAGUCCUCCAUCAUCAUGUUCAAAUGUGAUUUAAAAUUAAGUUCUUGCUUUUUCUGUUGUGUUUGGAUAUUCAGUGUUUGCUUUGGUGGGAGAAUUGUGUUCCGAUGAUGCCAUGUAGUCUUGAUUUCUGCUACUUGGAUUCCUGUGCUUGCCUCUCGCCAUCAGGUUGUCUCUGGUGUUACCUUUUUCUGCUAUUUCUGACAGUGGCUAGACUGUCCUAUAAGCCUGUAUUUCAGGAGUGUUGUAGACCUGUAUUCCUGUUUUCUUGCAGCCAGUUAUGGGAAUAGCGUGUUCUGCUUUCAGGCAGGUAGUCUUUCUUGUCUACUGGUCUUCAGCUGUUCCUGUGGGUGUGUUUCCUGAGUCCACCAGGCAGGUCACUUGGAGCAGAAAAGUUGGUCUUACCUGUGGUCCUGAGCCUGAAGUUGCUCCUGGGGCACUGUGUUUGAGGUCUCCGUGGGGGUGGCAACCAGAAGGGCCUGCCCCGCCUUUUGCCAGGCCCUGUGCGCUGGGGUCCCAGAUGGCAUUAGAUGUUUUCCUCUGGAGUCAGAAAUGUGGGCAGAAUGUAGUCUCUUCUGGUUUCUCCAGAGUGUCUGCCCCUCUGAAGUUUUAGCUCUCCCUACCACGGAAUUUGGGUGCAGGGAGCUGUUGAUUGGUUCCCUUCAGGUCUGUGUGGUGUCUGGACAGCAAGGAGCCUGCCCCUUUCUUCCUGUUCCCAGAAGUCCUAUACAGUUUCCUCUUGGGCCAGGGAUGUGGGCAGGGGUGUGCAGUAUUUGUGGUCCCUCUCGCUGUGCAGUCUCAGGAGUGCCCACUUCUCCGGGUGCAGUGAGCUCUCUCGCCCAUGGAGUUUGAGAGCAGGGAGCUGUGGGCCGGGUUUUCUUAAUUUAUCUUUUUAAUAGGAAUGUAAAUGCCUUGAUGAUGCUGAACUGAACCUGAACCUGUAAGAAGGCCCCAAUUAAAUGUUGUUUUUGUAAGAAAAAAGAAGAAGAAAAUAAAAGAAAAUGAUUUCUCCAAACUUGCCAAUGGGAAUAUUCCUCUUCUUCCAGAUUGUAAUUGGAAUGCUUGGCAAUUGCUCAAUACUAUGUUAUUAUGUCACCUUCCUAUUCAGUAGAAAACAUUUAAUGCCUAAAGAUCUGAUUAUGGAGCACUUAACUUUUGCCAACUGUUUGUCUAUCAUCUCAAAAGGCAUUCCACAGAUACUGUCAGAUUUUGGUUUUAAAGAAUCCCUGGAUGAUAUUGGAUGCAAAUUUGUAAUGUAUAUUUACCGAGUAACAAGAGGGAUGUCUCUGUAUGCAAUGUGCCUACUGAGUUGCUUCCAAGCAAUCACAAUCAGUCCCAGCAACUCUAGGUGGAUGAUGCUUAAACACAGAGCGGUGAAGUAUAUUGGUUCUUCCUGCUUAGUCAAUUGGUUUGUGCAUUUGCUUUUAAACAUCAUCACUCCAGUAAAAGUGACAGUCCCCACUUACAGCAAAAAUGUGACAAACAUGAAUAGUUAUGGAUACUGCUCAUGGUUUGCUCCCAGAAAUAUGGCAAUUGCACUGUAUAUGUUCUUACUGUGCUUCUAUGAUGGCCUGUGUCUGGGUCUCAUGGCCUGCUCAAGUGUCUAUAUGGUUAGUAUUCUCUACAAACAUAAGAGACAAGUCAAACAUAUCUAUACUGCUCAACACUUUCUGAAAGUCUCACCUGAGGACAGAGCUACCCAAACUAUUCUCAUCCUGGUGUGCACAUUUAUCAUCUCUUAUACAAUCUCUUCUAUACGUGUAAUCUUUACAACCUACUCCAAAGUUUCAGUGAUUUGGCGAGUAAGUAUAUUUAUAUUUCUAGAAAUAUGCUUUUCCAUAUUUUGUCCCUUUGUUCUUAUUAGCAAUAUUAAGUGUAGUUUCAGACUAUUUUUACCCUUUUGUGGUAAGAGCUAACUCCAUCCAAACAUUGCAUGUUUAAAAUUUUUUAUUAUAUACAUACAUAUAUAAAUGUGUGUGUGUGUAUGUGUAUACCUCAGUGUAAAUAUAGGUAUCACAUAGAUUAUCUGUGCUCAUAUCUGCAAGAAGAGUAUAUUGGAUCCUCUGAAACUGGAAAUACAUUGGAGCCAUAAGCCACCUGAUGUGGUUUCUGCAAGCUGAACUCAGUUUCCUUUGCAAAAUCAUUAUAAAACUUUUCCACACUGAUCCCUCUCUCUACCUCCAAGCAUUUGUCUAUUGCUUUUCAAAUAUAGGCAUUACAACUCUUCAGCUAUCAUCUGGUCUGAAAAUGUUGUAGAAAAAUGAAUGAGAAAAUCGCCUUACAAUAUUAGUCAGUGUCAGAAAGACAAAUAUUACAUGUACUUUCACGUGAAAUCAAGGCACAAAGGAAAAUGAAGGGAAAAUAUGGAUUAUUGAGAAGUAUAGGCUAAGAUUUUUCAAAAUCUACUCUAGUAAGCAUUCUUAAACACUUCGAUCUCACUUCUAGUCCAUGGACCAAUGAAUGGUUGGAGAGAAAGAUGUUUAAUAGGACAAGGGGGAUAUGGACCUGUUUAGAAGUAUUUCUUCGGAGGAUUCCAAUCUUUGUUGUCAGGGGUAUCAGCAGUUCAGUCUAAAAUAUUAACAUAAAUAAGUAGUGGCAGUCCAAUCCAAUUGACAAAUACCAAACAAGAAUCAGUAGCAGCAGCUGGAUCCAGAAGAAACCACAAGGAUCCUCUGAAUUGACAUGAGUCUGCAGAAGCAGCAAGAACCAGCUGAAAUACCACAAGAAUUUCUUUGACACAUUUCGCUCUACAAAUUCACUACAAGAUCAGUGAAGAUCAGCAAAAGGUUGCAUAACAUACUAAUGCAAAAAAAUCCUCAUUGUCUGUGUGGUUAUAUUUAUAUUUCUAACUAUCAGAGGGUGUCUCAAGUGUCUGUUUCAGCAAAAUAUCACAUGUAUUCUUGCAAGAAAGCUUCCAGAAAAAUACCACGUGCCAUGCCCAUUCUCAACAAACAUCCUCUUACAUAUCAGUUUCAGCAAAACACCUUCACUAAAGAGAGUUCCAAGAAACAUAUCGUAUGGCAAAACUGAGUUGUUAGAGUAAUCAAAAAUUUCCACUUCAGAGUGGAAUUUUUCAGAGAAAAAUUGGGAGAGUAAAAAAUGGGAGAUAUAGAUGAUAUAAUGAUGGAUAAAUAUGACAAAGUAACUUAAUACACAUAAAUGAAAGCAACAUAAUGUAAUCCAUUACUAUGUACAAUUAAUGAAUGCUUUAAAAUAUAAAGAAUUAAAAAUUGUCACUAUCCCCUGUGAUAUAUUAGGUUCAUUUUACUAACAUAAUUAUCUUCAUUGCCUCUGUCUCCUACGUGUCAUAUGAUAUAACAUCCACUUUCUAAAAGCUUGAUAAAAAUAUUUCAACGGUUUAUAAAUUGUUCUUGGAAUAAACUUUUUUCUUCAGAAAAAUAUACCUCUGGAUUCUCUCUCUCUCUCUCUUGAGGAAUUACACUAGUUUUUUUCAGCCUUUAGUUUUUUUCAUUUUUGUUUUAUUGGAUAUAUUUCUUUAUUUAUAUUUCAAAUGUUAUUACUUUUCUUGGUUCCCUGUCCAUAAGCCCCCUAUCCCCUCCGACUCCCCCAUAAGGUUGUUCCUGCUAUUCACCCGCACUUACCACCAUCCCCUAAACACUACCCUGCACUGGGAGUCCAACCUUGGCAAGACCAAGGGCUUCUCCUUCCACUGGUGCCCAACAAGGACCUCCUCUACUACAUAUGAAGGUGGAACCACGGGUCAGUCCAGGUACAGUGUUUGAGUAGUGGUUUAGUCACUAGAAGCUCUGGUUGUUUGGCAUUGUUGUUCUUAUGGGGAUGCAAGCACCUUCAGCUCUUUCAGUCCUUUCUCUAAUUCCUCCAACAGGGGUCCCAUUCUUAGAUCACUGGUUUGCUGCUAGUGUUCAUCUCUGUAUUGGACAUGCUCCGGAUGUGUCUCUCAAAAGAGAUCUAGGGGCUGGGGAUUUAGCUCAGUGGUAGAGCGCUUACCUAGGAAGCAAAAGGCCCUGGGUUCGGUCCCCAGCUCCGAAAAAAAGAACCAAAAAAAAAAAAAAGAAGAGAUCUAUAUCCGGUCCCUGCCAGCAUACAGUUCCUAGCUUCAUCAAUCUUAUCUAAUUUUGGUGGCUGUAUAUAUAUAUAUAUAUAUAUAUAUAUAUAUAUAUAUAUAUAUAUAUAUAUAUAUAUGCCACAUGUGGGGCAGGUGGCCAUUCCUUCAGUCUCUGCUUUAAACUUUGUCUCCAUAUCCCCUCCUAUGGACAUUUUUGAACCCCAUUUUAGGGAGUAAAGCAUCUGCAUUUUGGUCAUCCUUCUUUUUGAGCUUCAUGUGGUCUGUGGAUUGCAUCUAGGGAAAUUCGAGUUUUUGGGAUAAUAUCCUCUUAUCAAUGAGUGCAUGUUAUGUGUUUUUUUUUUCUGUGAUUGGGUUACCUCACUCAGGAUGGUAUUUUCUAGUUCCAUCCAUUUACCUAUGAAUUUCAUGAAGUCAUUGAUUUUGAUAGCUGAGUAGUACUCAAUUGUACAGAUGUACCACAUUUUCUGUAUCCAUUCCUCUGUUGAAGGGCAUGUGGGUUAUUUCUAGCUUCUGGCUAUUAUAAAUAAGGCUGCUAUUAACAUAGUGGAUCAUGUGUCUUUGUUGUAUGUUGGAGUAUCUUUGAUGUAUAUGCCCAGGAGAGGUAUAGCUGGGUCCUCAGGUAGUUCAAUGUCCAAUUUUCUGAGGAACCUCCAGACUGAUUUCCAGAGUGGUUGUACCAGUUUGAAAUUCCACCAACAAUGGAGGAGUGUUCCCCUUUCUCCACAUCCUCGACAGCAUCUGCUGUCCCCUGAGUUUUUGAUCUUAGCCAUUCUCACUGGUGUGAGAUGGAAUCUCAGGGUUGUUCUGAUUUGCAUUUCCCUGGUGACUAAAGAUGAUGAACAUU